Molecule: messenger RNA, 2445 nt
Organism: Trichoderma gamsii
Lineage: Eukaryota; Fungi; Ascomycota; Sordariomycetes; Hypocreales; Hypocreaceae
Product: mannosyl-oligosaccharide glucosidase
Exons: 3
Coding region: 1-2445 (814 amino acids)
Biological process (GO): protein N-linked glycosylation; oligosaccharide metabolic process
Cellular component (GO): endoplasmic reticulum membrane
Molecular function (GO): Glc3Man9GlcNAc2 oligosaccharide glucosidase activity
Source: RefSeq, a predicted model, not a curated record
AUGGCGAGAUUCGCCCAAUUGUUGGCCUCAGCGGCGGCGCUGGUCGCUGGUGCCUCCGCUAUUGGCGAUGAAUCCAUCCUGAUCAACGAAAUUGGCCGUCUGAACAACCAGAGUCUGCUCUGGGGCCCGUACAAGCCAAACCUCUAUUUUGGAGUGAGGCCGAGGCUGCCUCAGGGUCUAUGGACUGGUUUGAUGUGGGGGAGGGCUGAGGGGUACAUGGAUAUCCAGCAAUUAUUCCGAUAUACAUGCGAGCAAGGCCAAGACAUUCAUGGAUAUGGCUGGGACGAGUUUGAUGCACGGACUGGUGGUGUUCAAACUAUACACGAUGAAGGAAACGGCCUCGAUGUCACCAUUUCUUUCAUUAAGGUGCCUGGAGGCAGCCAUGGUGGCAGUUGGGGCGCCCGGAUAAAAGCAACUGUUCGAGAUGAUGCACCCCCUGACAGCAAAUAUCUGGUGCACUACUACGUUGCUCAAGAAGAACUGGGCGAUCUUAUCGCCCAGGGCGAUGAUAACGGCGGAAUCGGAUUUGAGGGCGAUGUCACUUUCAAGGGAAGCUCUCAUUCCCUCGGAGACUACAACGUCGUCAUCACCAAGGGAACUGGCAACCACCCAACUUCUGAUCAUGAAAUAAGCGCUACUCGACGUGGUGACACAACCGUGGUUCGAAGUGUCAGCCUUGCAGCUGGUGAUUUGUGGCAGGCCAAACCAGCAGUGUUCCAAUUCAUGCAAGAUACCAUUAAAGAUAUGCAACAGGACUAUGACGAGGAGAAUUUCCCUCCGCCGUGGCAGAUCUAUCGAAUGAAGUCUCAGGCGGGCGGCGGCAAUGCUCAUGUCGUUCAAAAGGUCUUUGAGGGAGGAUUCGAAUUCGAUAUCAUCUUCUCGUCAGCCUCUGCGGGUAAGGAGAUGACCAGCAAAGACAUCACUCGAGAGAUCAAAGUGGCUUCAGAGUCUUUCGGGGAGCGAUUCUCAAGUGUCUUUGAUUUGAAGGCGCCUUAUACGGCUGAAAAGUACCAGAAGUUUGGCAAGAGCAUGUUCUCCAAUUUGAUUGGAGGCAUUGGAUACUUUCACGGUCACCAGUUGAUCGAUCGGUCUUAUGCGGAUGAGUAUGAAGAAGAGAACGAAGGCUUCUGGGAGGAUACAGCUGAAGCUCGCGCUCGUAAGGCUCAGCAGCUAGAAGGCCCGUAUGAGCUAUUCACAAGUGUUCCAUCGCGACCAUUCUUUCCCCGAGGAUUCUUUUGGGACGAGGGAUUCCACCUCAUCCCGAUUGCUGAUUGGGAUAUCGACUUGACCCUUGAGAUUGUCAAAAGCUGGUAUAACACUAUGGACAGCGAUGGAUGGAUUCCUCGUGAGCAGAUUCUUGGCCCAGAGGCAAGAAGCAAGGUGCCACCGGAAUUCCAAGUCCAAUACCCCCACUACGCCAACCCACCGACUUUGUUCUUGAUCAUUGAGGAUUUCAUGGAACGUUUACGAAGCGCCAACGGCAGCGCACCCGCCGAGAAAGAGAAGCUAUCUCAGGGACACACCCUGUACAAUGCUCACCUGGAUAACCUGGAACUUGGCGGAGAUUUCCUCCAAAAGAUUUAUCCACUUCUCCGACGACAGUACGAUUGGUUCCGCAAGACACAGAGGGGCCAAGUCAAGGCGUAUGAUCGCGAAGCAUUUUCUUCCAAGGAGGCCUACAGAUGGAGGGGCCGGACUGAGACUCAUUGUCUUACUAGCGGCUUGGAUGAUUACCCCCGGCCGCAGCCACCUCAUCCUGGCGAGCUCCAUGUUGACCUCAUGUCUUGGGUUGGAUUCAUGACCAAAUCACUUAUCAACAUUGCAGAUGCGCUAAACAUGGCUGAUGAAAUUGAAGAACUAAAGAAGAAUCUUUUUGCUAUCGAGCGCAACCUUGAUGACCUUCACUGGUCUGAGAAGGAAGGAUGCUACUGCGAUGCAAGCAUUGAUGAGUUUGAGGAGCACGCUCUCGUCUGCCACAAGGGUUACAUCUCGCUGUUCCCGUUCUUGGUCGGCUUGAUGCAGCCGGAUGAUGCCAAGCUGGGCAAGAUCCUUGAUCUGGUUGGUGAUGAGAACCACUUGUUUAGUCCUCAUGGACUGCGUAGUCUGAGCAAGCAAGAUCCUCUGUAUGGAACAGAAGAGAAUUACUGGCGCAGCCCGGUGUGGAUGCCUAUCAACUACAUGGCAUUGACGCAAUUAUAUAAAAUCGGCACCCAAGAGGGACCUUUCCAGCGUCAAGCCAGGGGCUUGUAUAACAAGCUGCGCACGAAUCUGGUUGAUACGGUCUACAAGAGCUGGGAGGAGACGGGCUUCGCGUGGGAGCAGUACAAUCCUGAGACGGGUGCUGGUCAGCGCACGCAGCAUUUCACCGGCUGGACGAGCUUGGUGGUGAAGAUUAUGGCGAUGGAGGCGCUGGACGAGGCUGUGCACAUUAGAGAUGAGCUGUGA